Aspergillus novofumigatus IBT 16806 is the source of this 1168-nucleotide messenger RNA. Its product is annotated as putative Coatomer subunit epsilon. Bases 73 to 936 code for a protein of 287 amino acids. The transcript has 6 exons. Gene Ontology annotation, biological process: retrograde vesicle-mediated transport, Golgi to endoplasmic reticulum; endoplasmic reticulum to Golgi vesicle-mediated transport; intra-Golgi vesicle-mediated transport. Lineage: Eukaryota; Fungi; Ascomycota; Eurotiomycetes; Eurotiales; Aspergillaceae. Gene Ontology annotation, cellular component: COPI vesicle coat. Gene Ontology annotation, molecular function: protein binding; structural molecule activity. The record is from RefSeq and is a predicted model, not a curated record.
GCCAGCGUAUACUUGUCUACAUCUACAAGAUUAAUCCUAUUUUAAUCCGUUGAUCUCUUCACAUUUUCCAAUAUGGACCCAUUCUCGACAGAAGGUGAGCUCAUCAACAUCCACAAUGCCUUCCAUCAAGGCCAAUACCAGAACGUGAUCGAUUUCGACACCUCGGCCCUCUCACCAGACAACCACCUCACCGCCCGCAUCCUGCAGCUCCGCGCCCAGCUUGCCCUCGGCCAGACCGCCGAAGUCCUGUCCGCCGUCGAAGGCGAAGAAGAGAAUCCCGAUCUCGCUGCGGUGAAGGCACUGGCGCAACUCGCGGCGGGCGAUGCCGAGGCUGCGCUCCAGCUGACGCAGGAACUGGCGGAGAAUUAUCCGGAGAAUGCCUCGGUGCAGGCUCAGGGCCGGAGCGAGGAGGCGUUGGCUGUUUUGACGAAGCAUCAGGGGAAUUUGGAGGCUGUUGCCUUGAUUGUUCAGAUCCAUCUCCAGCAGAACCGGGUUGAUCUUGCGCUCAAGGAGGUGCAGGCUGCUAAGCGCUGGGCGCAGGAUUCUCUGCUUGUUAAUCUGGCUGAGUCGUGGUUGGGGAUGAGGAUCGGUGGUGAGAAAUAUCAGUCUGCCUUUUAUGUCUACGAAGAACUUGCCUCUGCGCCUGGUACGUCGGCGCCUUUGUCUAUCGUCGGACAGGCUGUCGCGGAGAUUCAUCUGGGCCGGUUGCUCGAGGCCGAAGCUGCGCUGUCGGCUGCGCUGGAGAAAUACCCUGAGGAGGCGGAGUUGAUUGCUAAUGCCGUUGUGCUGAAUGUAUUGGCUGGGAAGCCUACCGAGGAAUUAGAGAGUCGUCUUCAACAAGUCAAGCCGUCGCAUGCCUUACUUGCCGAUAUCCAGGAGAAGAGCGAGCUGUUUGAUACUGCUGCGUCCAAGUACGCACCGAGAGUGGCUUCUUAGAUUUAUGGGGUACACUAGGCCACCUCUGUUUCUUUCUUUCCUAUUUCAGUGUGUAUGGGUCUCCUUUAAUGAAUUGGUAUGACGGCUAAGCUAUUGUGUUACCCAGCGCUACCCUUUCUUUGUUGUUUAUUGAUUUCUCUAAUAAAAGUCGCAUAGACAAGUGUUUCUGUUGACGUUGCUCAUGUGUGACUAGAAAAACUUUAAUGUCUCAGGGGGAUAUAUCAUAAACAGU